Molecule: messenger RNA, 1885 nt
Organism: Scophthalmus maximus (turbot)
Lineage: Eukaryota; Metazoa; Chordata; Actinopteri; Pleuronectiformes; Scophthalmidae
Product: trichohyalin-like
Exons: 3
Coding region: 107-1084 (325 amino acids)
Source: RefSeq, a predicted model, not a curated record
UGCUUUAUGAAUGUUUCCAUCUGAAAUCGUACAAUGCGGUUAGGGGUUGACGUCACGUAGCAAAUCCAACAGGUGUAUUGGCUUUGAUGUCCUGACGUCAGACAGAAUGUUGCGAUUCGGGACGAAUAGGACGAUACCAGUCGGACCAUCAACACUGAACACGAACUUCUGCAAACCUCAAGACAAACUUCUCCAUCACCUACCGUUUGUGUUUUCUGCCAACAUUGAGAGGACCAACAACUCCAGAGCCGAGUCAUCUGGACAAAUGCACAAUGGAGAUCCAGCCCAGCGUUAUGGGCGAACUCCCAGUAACAUCUUUAAGAGCCAGUGUCAAGCCCUGCAGACCUGCAAGAGGGAGAACCAGCAGCUGGCAGCAAAAAACUCUGCUCUGAGGAAGGAGCUGGCCAGCCUGAGAAGCAAAUGGGAGGAGGAGAGGGAAUCGCAGAUCAAUGAAAAAACAUACAGUCUGUCAAUUGUUAAAGAACACAUUGGCCACAUGGUCCAGGUUCUAGAGGAUUCAAAAGCCCUGGUAAGGGAGAGUGGCACACAGCUAAGACACAGUGCCUUGAUGAGGAGGGAAAAGCGAGAUGAAAUCCCCAGUUUAAAGUCAAGUGUUCAGGAACAGGAGGCGGAGGCGCAGACGGUUAAAUCCAGGAUCCUGCAGAGAAAGACAGAGUGUCAGAACAAGAUCACCACUCUGGAGGAGAGUCUCACGUUAGAGCAGGAGGCCAGCAGACACAGAAUGGAGGAGCUGCAGAAACACCUCCGAGACACCGAGGAGAAGUUUCUCACAAAGCAGCAGUAUUCCAGAAACAUAGUGACCAGGAUGGAGGAGGAGAUCAAACUCCUCACCCUGAAAAACCAGGAGCUCCAGGAAUUCGCAUUCAUGUCAGAUAAAGACAAAGCAAGGAUGAAGAAGGAGGAGAAGAAAGCAAAGAAGGAGGCAGAGGAGAAGGAGAAGAAGGAGUGGAAAGAGAAGAAGGAGCAGGAGAAGACGGAGAGAGUGGAAAGAGAGAAAGAGGAGAAGAGGGAAAGGAAGGAGAUGAAGAAGAGAGAGAAGGAUGAGAAGAAGAGAAACAAAUAAACCCUUUUCCUUUCUCCCCAAAACCUCCCCAACUCCCCCCUCACCCUUUACCCCCAACCUCCACUUUUCUUGAAAAAUUAUUAAAUGUAAAUAAAUUUUAAUCAUAAUUCAUUCUUAUCCACCUGUUCCCUGGAAUACAUCAAUAUUAUCAAUACAUCUGCUAUUUCAGAUAUGGCUGCAACCUUUUAUACAGCAGAGAAAUACUACUCUCCAGUGGUAAAGGUUUAGUACUGCAUCAACCAGUUGGCCAAGACCUUGGAGUGGUUUGACUUUUCGAAAAGAUCCAAUGUGCUUGAAGAAUUGAUAAGUGAAAUAAUUCACACAGAUGUUAAAUAAACAAAAAUAAAUAAUAACCUUCAAAUAAGUGUUUAUUAGCAGCACCUUUAGAGUUUUGUCUUCUUGCACCUGCUUCAUGGCAUGGCUGCAUGAAAAUUAGUUUCCUGUGCUUGGCUUUAAAUUAAAAACAAAAAGCACAGAACCUGAAAUUAUUGUCUCCCACUUGAAAUGGGAAUACCACAGAAUGAAUCUGUCCUUACAUCUACAUGCUCUCAUAAAAAUGUGGAUCCAUUCCUAGAAUUCACUCAACUCUUAAAAAUUUUCAUUUCAUCAAAAAAUUUGGAAUCCGGAGAGGAAUGCAUCCUGCCAUCAAUAUGGGUAUACAUGGCUUUGCUGUAGAUGCAGAUUAUUGUACUUUUGUUUCACACAUAACUUGACCACAUUACACCUUUUUGAAGAGUUUCAAAUCACUGUCAUUUUUAAAAUGCUGAUAUUAAAAAAAAAGAUAAAAGCACUUAAGUAUGA